CAGCGACAAACAAAAUGGCUUCCAAAUUAGCAUAACAUUCGCUAAUAUUAUUCUAAGACAACAUAGAUGCUUACUUUGACGAGGUAACAGUUUAUGGAACAAUUGAAAUACAAUGGGUUAUACCUGAAAGGUUGCUUAAGCAAGUAAAGAAAGGGAGAAAGAGCGCUUGUUUUUUAAGAGAAAACAAUAGCUAGACAAUAGAAAAAGAAAGUUUAGGGGACAAAGAAAAGCGUUAUUGCUUUCAUGGUCAGCGAUCUUCUAAACGAAAUGAAAGCAAAUAUGAUGUAGUGAAGACGAACAAUUGGAAUUUACAACAGGGUAAACAACUGAAUUGUUUUUAUUUUUUUUUCAGACGUAAAUUCUUCUGCUAUUACCCUUGCUGCCAUGCAUGCUCAAUUUCGCGUCUUCCCUGUAUAGGAAGCAAUUCUGCAAUGUUGAAUCAUACAUAUGUUAAAGAAAAAAAAAUAAAAAAAAUAAAAAGAACAUACAAGGUGAUAACUAUGCAUAAUAGUUUCUUUUUGUGUAAGGUUUUAUUUUUCUUUAAAUAGUUAGAAUCUAUGUUGGAUUUACCAGGAGGGAAAAUGAUGCAUCCUGUCCUUGGUACAUUUACCUACGUACAUGUUCAUGCCAACAUUUCCUUGGUGUGAAUGAACUCUCAAUCAAACAUUGUCCUCUUUUAUUAGUUGACAGAUGAUUUCUAAAAAUCUAUUUUGAUGAAUUCUUUCCAAAACGAAGACCACGCGUCCUUUGGAACUCCAGAUUCUCAUUCUUUCCACGCGGAUGCUCCUACAUCGGCGUUCGCAUGUCCUACACAGCUUUCCACGAUAGAUGAAUUAUUUGAAAGCCGACGCGCUUCUCAAAAACGUUAUGAAACAUUCCUGGCGUCUUUAUUCGAAAAGUAUGGACGCGACACUUCCGACAUAGCUGACGAAAUUGACCUUUCCACUGGAAAAAUUGUUGUUAACCGAGGUCAUUUACUUGGUUUAAAAAAUAAGAAUGAUGUUUGGACUCCAGAAGACGAAACUGAGAAUUCACCAGUAGAUACGUCUCCAGCGUUUGCCUCGUCAUCUAGCAAGCUGACGAAGGGCGAGAAUCAAACAGCAGUAGAAGUUGAGAAAUUGAAGCAAUAUGAUAUUGAUAUAGAAGAAGAUGUCCCUCUCAUGUCCUUUUUUCGAAACGAGGCUGGUAGUUCAUGUCCUUUUAACCGCUCGUCGUUUGUGAAGGCAUCGUAUCCCAAGAAAAAAAUGAAAACCACUAAUGCUAAUUCUGAAGUGAGAGAACAAGACUCUACUGAAAUUUCUUCCGUUCCUUAUCCUGAUUCUUCUCAACUAGUUACUGACGCACACACGGGUGAAGAUGCAGGCCAAAUAUCAAACUUGAAAAACUUUCCGCAUUCUAAGCCAAUGCCAGACAAUGGACUUGUGGAGACUUUACAAAAAAUGCCAUUGCCGCUUGUUAACGAAGGGAAUAAUGUAUUAGAUUCUCAGGCAAACUCUCAUACAAGCAGCAGUGACCGCCAGGACAAUCUUACCAAUGCAUUCCAAACUCCUGAAAAGCCGGCCAAGAAAGACUUCAUGUCAUCUAAGCGUACUAGUUCUUUUUCCUCUACAAAAAAAAGGAAUUUUGUUUCUCUCUUAUCAAUGGUCUCUCCCCGUCCUUCAUUUGUGUACAAGGAUUCUCAAAAUUUUGUCGCCAAACCCGUUUCUACAUCUCAGAUAUCUACUCCUAUGGCCAAGCAUCAUUCCAAGGAAAACUGUGAAAAGGCAUUCUGUUUUGAAUGUCUAUCCAAAAAUAAGGAUUAAGGAAAAAUUUAACCCAUACUCAAGUCCUUUCUCUGCUUACUUUUCCCAGCAUAUUAUUUAUUCUAUUACACUAUAACCAUCGGAUCACGCAUUG
Messenger RNA from Schizosaccharomyces octosporus yFS286, 1896 nucleotides. Its product is annotated as CENP-A chaperone Scm3. The record is from RefSeq and is a predicted model, not a curated record. The transcript has a single exon. Gene Ontology annotation, molecular function: protein heterodimerization activity; histone binding. Gene Ontology annotation, cellular component: nucleus. NCBI's taxonomy places the organism in Eukaryota, Fungi, Ascomycota, Schizosaccharomycetes, Schizosaccharomycetales, Schizosaccharomycetaceae. Bases 714 to 1802 code for a protein of 362 amino acids.